UAAAGAAAGCGCUCUCGAUUCGGUCGCGAGAAUCUGCCAGCUCGUCAGACACGUUCAUGAAGAGGCGUGUAACUGGAGGGCGCUAUGACCGAAAUUUUUGAAGUCCCCAGGGCUUUAGCCUACUACAAUGAGCGCAGAAAGAGACUGUAGUACACCUGUUUUCAUGAACGAUCGAGCUAUACUUCUCCGGCGGAGCAAUCGUACGGCAGCUCUACAACAUGGCAACGGAAUGCAUCAAAAACUGCUGCAAGAGCUUUCUGCGCAAGGAGGAGACUGAGACCCAAGUAAUUAAAAUGAGAGUGGUGCCGGCCAGCACCACCGUCUCAGGGGUCGUCUCAGAAGGUCCGAGGCGAGUGGUUGGUGUUUCGGAGGACUACCUCCUCUCCAAGCUUCCCCCCCAUGGGAAAGAGGUGCCCUUUGUGGUCCCGAUGUUCAAACCCUCCUACAUCCAGCCCAGUGGGUCCCUGUACCCCAGCUACCAGGAGGGGCUGCACGGGUCUGCAAGGUGUACCUACGUGGACCGGAAGGCAGAACUGACAGGUGCCAGUCACAUCGUCUACGAUCCCUGCACCACACUCCAUUCCAGCCUCACGGCGGACCACAUCUCCCCGGGGUCCGCGCAACGACUCUCCCCAAACAGGACCGGCAAUACGUACGGAUUAGUGUGGGAUCUGAAGAAUGGGAAACACAGGUUGAGCAACUCCAUGUUCGAUCUCACACACCCCCAAGGCCACAUGGAGAGGUAUGAAUCGGUGUCCAGUAUCCAGAGCAGCACGUCGUCCAUGAGAGACUCCCCCGAAAGCAGCCGUAGCCUAGAGUCGAUCGCUCUCUCGGGGGAUGAAAAGGAGCCGGGAAUGAUGAACGUCAGGCUGUGCUACCAGGAGGCCCUGGAGCAGAUCUGGAUAACGCUGGUGCAGUGUAAGAAUGUCCACUUCCCCGUGGACAAUGGGGGGCUGCAGAAGAUUGGGGUGAAAGGCGUCAUCAGCCUGUCCAAGCCCGUGCACUUCAAGAGCUCAGUGAAAGAAGCCUCACCGAACACGGAGUUCAUGGAGACCUUCGUCUUUGCCUUGCACCUGCAGCAGCUGCACACGGCCAGCCUGGUGCUCCGGCUGCAGGCACACCUGCCGCGAAAGUGCACCCUGGGCGAGUGCGUCCUCUCUCUCCGGCAGCUGGGACCCCAGGAGACGGAGCACUGGCUGGACAUAACCCCACCAUCCAGAGCCCCGGUCUGCCAUGCGGAGCUUCAUCUUGCCACCUGCUUCCAGCCAGUCAGCGGUCGAAUUCAGAUCCAGGUGCUGGAAGCGCAGAACCUCCCAGCAUCCUCUGCUCCCCUCAGCCAGAGCUUCUUUGUGAAGGUGGAGAUGCACUCGUUCGGGCGGCUGGUGACCAAGCAGAAGACCCGGGCCCUCAGGGCCUCCGGGGGCCAGGCCAGGUGGGCGGAGACCUUUCCGUUUCCCGUGGCGACACAGGAGCGGGGCGUCCACAUCUCCGCCAAGCUCUACAGCCGCGGCUCCAUGCGCAGGAAGCACUUCCUGGGCCAGGUGCACCUGGGGUACGAGAGCUUGUCCCGGGAGGCGGUGGAGCAGUGGCGGGAUACCAUCGCGCUCCCGGAGAAGGCGGUGGCUGUUUGGCACAGACUGAGUACCAGCUAAGGGUGGGCGGGCAGAAGGGGGGGGUGGGGGCACCAGAAGAUUCUACAGCACACUGCCACCCAAAGCCGGUUUCGCACUGCCACUAACAUCAUCUGCAGCCCUGGAGCUCCUGUAGCCUUGGGCUCCUCCGCUGCCCUACAGACGCACACCACGACCUGCUCUCGCUUUGGCUGAUAUCAGGGCUCGGGGGGGUGGGCAGCCAGGCCUGAUUUUUUACAAAACGGCGCCUUAAAGGACGUGUGUUUGGUUUACGCUGGGGCGGACGUUUACCUCAGAGGAGGAUUUAAUUCCUCCAGAGACAGUGAAAUGUGCCCCUUUGUUCUACCCUACGAACGAAGAGGGCAGUACAGCCAUUCUUGUCCUGAUCUUUUAGCUCUGUGCUGUAAGAAGGUAGUAAAUUGUGAGUUGCCAGCUGUUUUUUUUUUUUUUUUUUAAUUUGUUGUAGUGUUGUGGCAAUGUUUGUUGUUGCCAUGGCAAAUAUCGUUGGUUUGUUUGGUUACUCAACAGUGACUUAAUCGGUCAAAUUCCAUCGGUGGCGCUGAGCAGCUCUCCCUGCUUUUUAGUAGCGGCUAGGCUACAUGUUUUGUCACUCGCGGCGGGUGCUCUGACGAGCGGGAUGAGCUAACGGAACGCAUCAUCCUUCCCGCUGUGCUGAUCGCGAUUACCCCGGCCUGCGCUCCCGUCAUGCCUCUCCCACACCCUGGCUGGCAGGGGCCGAUCCCCCCCCCCGUGCUGGACGUGCUUCGAGCUCCCGGAUGACUCGGCACAAAGAGCGACGCUCCUCAAAGAGAAUGCUGAAGUGGAGCAGUCGGUGACGCUGAACACAAUGGGCUUUUAGCACAGACGUUUCCCCCCCACUUUACUGCACGGUUUAUAUAACUUGCAUAGUACAUGUUAACUAGCGCUAGGCUUAAAAUGUAGGAUUUAUAUUUUUUUAAUUUAUUAAUUUAUAAGCUAACAUACAGUACAUUUUAAAGGGCUCAACAUUGGUGCACUUCUGUUUUAAAUAAUCGAGAAAGAGAGAAAAAAGCAAUCAUGCAUGAUUCCUGUUCAAAAUACUGCCACUGUGACUUUUGUGUAUACUAAAGAUGUUAUUUUGUCUAGGCAGAAGGCAGUAAGAGGUGCACUUUUUGCAUUUACUCUUCCCAAACCAUGUCUUUCUCACUGUGAAGCAAUGUGUAAACAUAUACAUUUGUUAACAAUUUGUGUCAUUAACAUUUGUAUCUAAUAAUUGUUAGCCAGUCAGUGUAUUGUAGUGCUGCUAAAGGUUUUCUGGAUGUAAUUUUGUAUUUAGCCUUAGAUCGCCCUCAUGGCUGGCUGUCUGUAAAUGUAAGUCAGUCCUGUUAUAGUAGUUUUACUAUUGGCCUUCUUGAUCAAUUUUUGUAUUUAGAAUUAGAUGAGUACCUGUCACACGGGUGCCUGUACUUGUUAAAUCAGUCCUAACCCCGUCAUGUAGUUCUAGCCCCAAUAAAAGUGUAUUUUUGUGGCGUCUCUGUACUGGGACAACAGAGACUUUUGACCAAAAUGUUUCCAGUUGUUUGGUUCUAUACAAUCCUCCCUGACGUCCCUGUUACCACAAACACUGAGCUUUUUAUGUCUUGUGCAUGAAAUGAAUUAAGUUUUAAAAGGACAUUGAAAAAUC
Messenger RNA from Anguilla anguilla (European eel), 3294 nucleotides. RefSeq names its product tandem C2 domains nuclear protein. The transcript is spliced from 12 exons. Bases 219 to 1652 code for a protein of 477 amino acids. NCBI's taxonomy places the organism in Eukaryota, Metazoa, Chordata, Actinopteri, Anguilliformes, Anguillidae. Gene Ontology annotation, cellular component: nucleus. The record is from RefSeq and is a predicted model, not a curated record.